ACACCGCGCAGGGCCGGGAAGACAAACCGAGUAAACGUCGCUGGUUUAUCUUCAGGUUUUCAUGCAGUCAGAAGCUGAUCUGUUUCCAUAAAACUUCCCUGAUUAGACAGUGAGCAGAGCUGGGGGUGUAUUAUGUAGCUGAGAGCGGGGCUGAUUUUGAGCAGACUGACCUCUGAAAUGCUGCUUGUCACUUUGACGCUGCUUGCUGACUGGUUAGCUUACGGCGGCUAACUUGGUGAUGUGAACUAACUCAGCCCGGAAAGUGGACACAAGCGAGCCCCCAAACUAUCUGGUGCUCUAAUGUUCCCAUGGAGAAGGCAGCCUUUGAGGGGUGGCUGGAGUCAGUCUCUGCCACUUUCCUUACCCUAAGUGACCAUCAGCGUAACCAGUCCCUGGAUCAGCUCAUCUCGCUAAGUGGUGCUGCCCAGCUUCGUCAUUUGUCCAAUGGACUGGAGACACUGCUCAAGCGUGACUUCCUGCGCCUCCUUCCUCUGGAGCUGGCUUUCUACCUGCUGCGCUGGUUGGAUCCCCACACCCUGCUCACCUGCUGCUUGGUGUGCAAACAGUGGAAUAAGGUGAUAAACUCGUGCACGGAGGUGUGGCAGGGUGUGUGUCGGGAGCUGGGCUGGCGGAUCGACGAGUCCAUUCAGGAUGCUUCCCACUGGAAGGGAGUCUACCUGAAGGCUAAACUGCGCAUGAUGCAGCUGAGGGACCAGGGGGCCUUUGAGACCUCGUCUCUCAUCGGUCACAGCGCUCGGGUCUAUGCCCUCUACUACAAAGAUGGUCUUCUGUGCACAGGCUCUGAUGACCUGUCCGCCAAGCUGUGGGACGUCCGCACUGGACAGUGCAUUUAUGGCAUUCAGACUCACACCUGCGCGACCGUCAAAUUUGAUGAACAGAAACUAGUGACCGGGUCCUUUGACAACACCAUUGCAUGCUGGGAAUGGAGCACCGGGGCCAAAACCCAGCAGUUUCGUGGCCACACAGGAGCAGUCUUCAGUGUGGACUACAACGACGAGCUGGACGUGCUGGUCAGCGGCUCUGCAGACUUCACCGUGAAGAUCUGGGCUCUGUCUGCUGGUGCCUGUCUCAACACGCUCACAGGACACACCGAGUGGGUCACCAAGGUGAUCCUACAGAAAAGUGAAGUGGAGUCUGUGGUGCACAGUCCUGGUGAUUAUAUCCUCCUAAGUGCGGAUAAGUAUGAAAUUAAGGUCUGGCCCUUAGGAAGGGAAAUCAACUGUAAGUGUUUGAAGACACUGUCUGUAUCGGAGGACCGCAGCAUCAGCCUGCAGCCGCGCCUGCACUUUGAUGGCCGCUACAUCGUCUGCAGCUCCGACCUCGGCGUCUACCAGUGGGACUUUGCCAGCUUUGAGAUCCUCAGGGUGAUUAAAACCCAGGACCCGGCCAACCUGUCCCUGCUCAGCUUCGGUGAGGUGUUUGCGCUCCUUUUCGACAACAACUUCCUGUAUGUGAUGGACCUGAGGACAGAGGCCAUCUCAGGCCGCUGGCCCCUCCCAGCCUACAGGAAGUCCAAGCGGGGGUCCAGCUUCCUGGCAGGGGUGACGUCCUGGCUGAACGGCCUGGACGGGGAGAAUGACUCUGGACUGGUCUUUGCCACAAGCAUGCCUGACCAUAGCAUUCACUUAGUCCUGUGGAAGGAGAAUGGGUAGCGGAGUCCUGCCGCCGCGGGGACUCCGGCCGGAUGCUGUGUGCAGCUUUUUCAGUUUCACUUCCUGUCAGCCUGCUGGUUGGACGGAGACAUGGAAGCAAGGCCAUGACAAAGAACACAUUCAGGCUCCAUUCUGCUCGUACUGGACUAACAUUCAGGACAAUCCUCCACUCGCCGCCUCAGGUUCGGCUACACUUUGACCCUACGUUCAAGUUACCGGUUGCUGGCUUGUUUUGGGGCGUUCACGUGCCAAAACAUCAACAGGAAGCUGGAUUCCUUCAGAAGUUAAAGGACUGCCUUAACGGGGGGACGCUGUCCCACAGGAGGAGGCUUCACGCUCUGUCUGUCCGCUCUCGUGUGCCUUCACACCUCACGGAGUUCUGUCGCACCUGCGGCGCUGUGCAGAAGUCUUAGGCAACACCUGAAAAAUCCACGAGACAAAUAAUAUGUCAGAUCAGUCCAGAUGAUAAAAAUCUACUUUUCUGUCUCAUGACAGUGAUGAAAUAUUUUUUCUUUGAGUUGUUAAAGUAUUUGUGUUUUCAGCGACCUGAAAAGUUUUUUUUUUUUUUUUUGUAAAGGAAAAUUUAGGAAUUCAAAUUUUACUGACUUUUAUUUCUUUUCUUUUUUUACAAACACGGGUGUGCAUUAAGGCAUCUCUGCAGCACUGCAGCGCACUGCUGCAUCUUCUGUUCUCGUAUUUAGCGCGCUGCGCCGGUCUGAGAUGGGAUUUUAUAGCUGAGGACUCUGAACUGUUUUUACGAACAUCAGCUUUAUUUUUGUAAAGACCUCCAUACGUUACAGAACACAAAUUAAUCCAAACUCUUCACCUGGAACACACGCGCCAUUUUAUAACGGACCUACGGUGGCCAUAGAAUGUCCACUGACCCUUCAGCUUUUACAGCUGUUCAUUUCUGAAAACAUCAACAUGGACACAUGAAUGGACUUAAACCUGACGAUAAAUAAUUGCACAAAUGUGCAGAUGUGAAAAGAUGUAGUUCACCUUUAUAAGCGGUUACCUUGAAACAAACUGGUGAUGCUGCAGGAAUUGGGGAACUAAACUGUUGGAGAUAAAUCGGUGCUGAAGAAAUCUGUUCAGUCUCCAGCUGCUUGUCCUUCAGUUCUGAGUGAGCACAGAGAAACCCGCGGCCUCUCAGAGGCUGUCCUCCGCCUGUUCCACAGUUACAGCAUCUCCGUCCAGUGGACACACUGACAACAGUCGUCAUGUCCCUCACCCACGUCCCAGACUGAGGGAACGUGCACGUUUCAUCAGCCCUGAGAGUAAUUACCUUUUUUUGUAGUAAAAGUAAUGCACUUGUCCACACGCAGCUUAGUGUUUAAAAAAGAUGUAUUUGAAACCUG
This is a messenger RNA of Thalassophryne amazonica, 3031 nucleotides long. It is a transcript of the gene fbxw2, whose product is annotated as F-box and WD repeat domain containing 2. Gene Ontology annotation, molecular function: protein binding. The record is from RefSeq and is a predicted model, not a curated record. The transcript is spliced from 8 exons. Lineage: Eukaryota; Metazoa; Chordata; Actinopteri; Batrachoidiformes; Batrachoididae. The coding region runs from base 309 to 1673 and encodes 454 amino acids.